GUUUUAAGGGUUGGCCCUAGGUUACCGCCGCGUCUCCCUAGCAACCGUAUCUGUAAUGGCUGCCGGAAGGAGCUACGAUCACGUGUUCCGUAGACGUCCGUGUUUAAACGUGACUUCCGGUUGUCAGAAUUUCCCCGGACGCGGUGGCGGCCCAGGAGAAGCAGUGUGGCCGGAGGUCGCCGGGGCUCCAGCAGUGGUGGGCUCCGGGGGGCUCGGCUCAGUCGGCCCCGUCUGUGAUGCAUCCACGGCGACCGGAUGGGUUCGAUGGCCUGGGCUAUCGGGGUGGUGCCCGCGAGGAGCAGGGCUUUGGCAGCACUUUCCCUGCAAGGUCCUUUAGCUCCGCUUCGGACCUGAGCCACUGGGUGACCACUCCCCCAGACAUCCCGGGUAGCCGCAACCUGCACUGGGGCGAGAAGAGCCCGCCCUACGGCGUGCCCGCCCCCGCCACUCCGCUCGAGGGCCCCGCGGAGGAACCCUUUCCCGGCGCCGGCGGCGGCGUGCAGGGCCAGAGCAGCGGUGAGGGACGAGCGGAGCAAGGCCGGGGCGGGUGCAUGGGCAGAGCCGCGGCUGGCGGCCUGCAGACCGCGGAAGCCGCGGGGAGGGACCCGCCUCCGGUGCUGGGAUUGUCGCGCGCCGCACCCUCUGCCCUCCUUUCGUCCUCUGCCCCAGAAUCGGGCCUCCUCCCUUCUCCUCGCAUAAGCGUUGUCUCUGGGAUCGCCUCCGAAAAAGACACCUGCGUUAGUUAUGUGCUGCGUGAGCAGUUAAAUAGAUUUGCUGGAUUUGGGAUUGGACUUGCAAGUCUCUUUACAGAAAAUGUAUUGGCCCAUCCUUGCAUUGUUCUACGUCGCCAAUGUCAGGUUAAUUAUCAUGCUCGGCAUUAUCACCUCACUCCAUUUACAGUCAUCAAUAUUAUGUAUAGCUUCAACAAAACUCAGGGACCAAGGGCCCUUUGGAAAGGAAUGGGAAGUACAUUUAUUGUCCAGGGAAUCACACUUGGAGCAGAAGGAAUAAUCAGUGAAUUCACACCUUUGCCAAGGGAGAUUUCACAUAAAUGGAAUCUUAAACGAAUAGGAGAACACCUUCUACUGAAAUCCCUGACUUAUGUGGUGGCAAUGCCUUUUUAUUCAGCAAGUCUAAUAGAAACAGUACAGAGUGAGAUAAUCCGAGAUAAUACUGGAAUUUUGGAAUGUGUUAAAGAAGGAAUUGGAAGAGUGAUAGGCAUGGGGGUGCCUCAUAGCAAACGACUACUCCCGCUUCUCUCCCUGGUCUUCCCUACAGUGCUGCAUGGGGUUCUUCAUUACAUCAUCAGUUCAGUCAUCCAGAAGUUUGUCCUGCUGAUUUUAAAAAGAAAGACUUACAGUGGCCACCUAGCUGACAGCCCAAGCCCGGUGCAGAGUAUGUUGGAUGCUUAUUUUCCGGAACUCAUUGCUAACUUUGCUGCCAGUCUUUGCUCUGAUGUUAUUCUUUACCCAAUGGAAACAGUUUUGCACCGCCUUCACAUUCAAGGAACACGCACAAUAAUUGACAAUACAGACCUUGGCUAUGAAGUGCUUCCAAUUAACACACAGUACGAGGGAAUGAGAGACUGUAUCAAUACCAUAAGGCAGGAGGAAGGAACGCUUGGUUUUUAUAAAGGGUUUGGCACUGUUAUAAUACAGUACACACUGCAUGCAGCUGUUUUACAGAUUACCAAAGUUAUUUACUCUACCCUUCUUCAAAACAGUGUGUGAGAUUUAAGUUCCCAGUUAGUCUAAAAGACACAAUGUGGAUACUUUGUAGUGAAAUUAUGAAGGAUAAAGGUGAAAUACUAGGGGGGAAUUGGAUUAGAAACUAAAACUGGUAGGAAAAGCCCAUGCUGAUUAUAUUGACUCUUCAUUUUUUCUUUAAAACAUAGGUAUAUAUUUUGGAUCUAAGUAUUCCAAGUUUGAAAACUCAGUAAAUGUAACAUGUAUAUGAGUUAAAUUCUAGCUAGCAUAGCACUCAUGCUGAACUAAAAAAUGAUCCUGGGCAGAAGCAAACUUUGUCAGUGAACAUACCAUUUCACAGAGUUCAAUUUAUUCCAUCUGAUUUUAAUAUUUAUUACCUGUUUACUUCACCUUCUAGAUUGAUCUUGGUAUGUUAUCCUUAAUAUAUAGUAGCAGGAGGUCACAGUUUACCUUUAAGCAAGUAAAUAUGUCAUCAUGGUAAAGAUGAGAAGGAUGAGAUUUGGCAGCCUGUCUAUAAGGAGGAGUGGGUUUUUAAAUUGCAUUGUCCCUCUGAAACUUUGUAAUGGCUAUAUAUUAUAUAUAUAUAUAUAUAUAUAUAUAAUAUAAAGCCAUUUAUGUACACACAUAUAGCUUGGAAUUUUCUUCAUCCAUGCACAUUUUCCACUCUUAGAUCAGCUUAUUACAUAAAAUCAAGUCAUAAUACUUUCUGCCUGAGUAUCAGAAUAAAACAUUAUAAGCCAAAGUACCCAAAAGAUUUAAGGCUAAUAGCAUAUUUGUUCACAUCUAAACCCAGUGUUUCAAUGCCAGCAACUUAAAAUCUGUCAUACGUUUAUGAAGUUUGACUUGCUUACCUAAUUAUGUGAAUCAUCAGGUUGUUUUUAGAAUCAGUCUUAAGAGAGAGAGAAUAGAAACUAGUCAUGACGACUAUUACUGUUUCCACAUCAUAAAUUGUUUAUUAAAAGGAACGUCACUGCCCUUUUAUUUCUGAGUGACUUGUGUCUUAGAGGAGACACAAUUAAAACUGUGCCUCUUGCCUUCUGUAUAAUCAUCAUUAAAUAAUGGCUACAGUUUUGGUUUUUGAGCAGUUUUUCUUCAUAGUUUCAUUCUCCAACCUAGGUGAUAAGUAAAGGGAAAAGCAGGUUUAUCUUUAUCGCCUUUUAUUUAAAUUUGUUUGGAUGAACACUGACAAAAGGGAGUUUGUACUUGCUUUUUAUGGGUGAGGAAAAGAAGUUAAGUCUCAACAUACAAUAACAAAAAAAUUGUUCACCAGUUUAAUAAAAUUCUGUGUGUUCCUAAAUUGAAUUUGGUGGGUAAGUCUCUUUAUAUUAGUAGAGUGAUACGCAUUUGACUGAUCCAUCAUUAAACAUUUUAAAGUUUCAUUUCCUCA
Manis pentadactyla (Chinese pangolin) is the source of this 3093-nucleotide messenger RNA. RefSeq names its product solute carrier family 25 member 46 (gene SLC25A46). The transcript is spliced from 8 exons. Bases 237 to 1730 code for a protein of 497 amino acids. NCBI's taxonomy places the organism in Eukaryota, Metazoa, Chordata, Mammalia, Pholidota, Manidae. The record is from RefSeq and is a predicted model, not a curated record. Gene Ontology annotation, cellular component: mitochondrial outer membrane. Gene Ontology annotation, biological process: axon development; mitochondrial membrane fission; mitochondrial fission.